UCAGUUUACCUUGGAAAGUCGACAGCAGUGUCAGUGUUUCUUUUUUUAAACUCUCGCAUAAAAAAUGGAAGGUCCCACAGUGUUUAAACCCAAAAGAUAUCCCACAAAUCUUUUGCCCCAAGAGCAUUGGGAUAAACGAGUUUGCUAUGUUCGCGGCAAUUGUGAGAAAUUUCUCAAUAAAGUCCAUGACAUUCAGGUGUACGACGAUGAUGUUUGGGUGGUGACUUUGCCGAAAUGUGGUACCACCUGGAUGCAGGAACUUGUUUGGCUUGUCAUGAAUGAUUAUGAUUUUGAAACGGCGAAAAAUACUAACUUGGAAGUUCGUUCGCCGUUUAUGGAGUUUAAUUAUAUGAUAACUACGGAUUUAGAGAAAUGUCUGGAGCCAAUUGAAAAUUUAAAACAUCCGCGUUUGAUAAAAAGUCAUUUGGCUCUGCCGCUGUUGCCCUCACAAAUAUGGGAUAAGAAAGCGAAGGUAAUUUAUGUGACACGUAAUCCCAAGGAUGCCUAUGUCUCCGAAUAUCAUUUCAUACGACACAUGGGUCUCCUACCGCCACAAUGCACCAUCGAUGAUUACAUCAAAGGGCGAAUGUAUGAAAAAGAUUGCAACGAACAAUUCGAUAAUAUGUACGAAUUCUAUAAAAUUCGCUCGGAACCUUGGCUUUUCUAUACCAGUUUUGAACAAAUGAAAUUGAAUUUACGUCAAGUCAUUUUGGAUGUUUGUAAAUUUUUGGGCAAAUCUAUCGAUGAUGUGACCAUGGAAAAAAUGCUAAAACAUUUGUCAUUCGCAGAGAUGAAAAAAAAUCCACGAACAAAUCAUUUGUGGGAAAUCGAAGAAGUUCGUAAAAAGACAAAUGCAGGCGAAAGUGAAUUUAAUUUCUGUCGCAAAGGUGAAACCGAUUCUUAUAAAAAGGAAUUAUCACCGGAAUUGGUAAAAGAAUUGGACAAUUUUGUUAAAGAAAAAGUUGCCCAGUAUGGUGUUACAUUGAAUGAUUUGUUAUUAUUGAAUAAUGAAAAGAAAUCGUACACUAAUAGUAUGUUUAAAGAAAAAUUGAGUUUUUGGGAGAAAGUGGCACAAAGAACUUGAUCUUCUCCCAUAUUCAUUCACGUUUUUAAGAGAGAAAUUCAGGAUUUCGUUUCAUGAUAUUAUUGUUUUUGAUUUUACGGACUAGUAAAUAAAUUUGAUUAUGAUUAUUAAUUGUAUGUAAUAUUGAUUUCAAUAAAAAAUGUUUCAUAUUUUUGUUAGAACUUAAAAUUAUGC
This is a messenger RNA of Musca domestica (house fly), 1258 nucleotides long. Its product is annotated as sulfotransferase 1E1. Bases 65 to 1084 code for a protein of 339 amino acids. The transcript is spliced from 4 exons. Lineage: Eukaryota; Metazoa; Arthropoda; Insecta; Diptera; Muscidae. Gene Ontology annotation, biological process: sulfation. The record is from RefSeq and is a predicted model, not a curated record. Gene Ontology annotation, molecular function: sulfotransferase activity. Gene Ontology annotation, cellular component: cytoplasm.